Messenger RNA from Penicillium crustosum, 693 nucleotides. RefSeq lists its product as uncharacterized. The record is from RefSeq and is a predicted model, not a curated record. Lineage: Eukaryota; Fungi; Ascomycota; Eurotiomycetes; Eurotiales; Aspergillaceae. The transcript is spliced from 3 exons. The coding region runs from base 1 to 693 and encodes 230 amino acids. Gene Ontology annotation, biological process: polyketide metabolic process.
AUGGCUCUGAUCACCGGAGUAUUCUUCAACUCCAUCCCCCAGCAUCAUGAUUCCCGGCCACCCGGAUUUCAAGAUAUCGACAGCAGGAGUAAGCCAUACGCGGAGUGUCGGAUCUGGGACGAGCAUACCUAUCAUGAAUUUGAAGCGCGCUCGGUGGAAACGACAAUGGCGACGAUGGUCCCAGAGUCCUAUGUGAAUCAUGUGCCAAAUCUAACAGGAGGUAUUGGACGAGCCCAUUUGAGUCACUUUUAUCUCAAUCACUUCAUCUUCAAUAACCCCGAUGACACAGUUUUGGAGCUUAUUAGUCGGACAGUUGGCACCGACCGUAUUGUGGACGAGUUUAUAUUCGUCUUCACCGAUGUGAAGCAGAUGGACUGGAUGAUCCCCGGAAUCCAUCCUACGGGAAAACACGUUCUCGUUCCAUUUACAUCUGUAGUCAACAUCCGAGGAGAUCGCUUGUUCCAUGAACACAUUGCAUGGGACCAAGCAACAGUACUUAUACAGCUGGGUCUGUUACCCGAAUAUCUGCCUUUUCCAUAUACACUGCCCGACGGACCUGUGCCAGUGCAGGGGAAACAAUUCGAGUACCGUGUGCCAGCAGUGGGCGCCGAGAGCGCGGCGAAACUCCAGAAUGAGCAUGAAGUGCCUUCUAACCAGAUGUUUGAGUAUAAGAUUCGUGAGGUGGAUGAUUGA